Molecule: messenger RNA, 951 nt
Organism: Rotaria sp. Silwood1
Lineage: Eukaryota; Metazoa; Rotifera; Eurotatoria; Philodinida; Philodinidae
Source: the annotation of a GenBank genome assembly
AUGAGUCAAGAUCCAAAUAUGUAUUAUCCAUCACAACAAGGUACUUAUUCAUCGUAUUCACCUCAACAACCAGGUUUCUAUGGACAAUAUCCACCACAAUCGAAUAGUUAUACACAACAGUCAUCAACACUUGACGAUAAAAAUAUGCCUCCAUACGUUGAUCCAAAUACAGCCAUCAGUUCUGAGCGAAAUCAAGUGUCGUUUCAAACACCUCCUAUUAUACCACACAAUCUACCACCUGCAGUAUCUGCGCAAUCAACCGGUGGAUGGGGUAAAUUUAGUGGCAUUGAAACUAAACGAAUACGGCAUGGUUUUAUUCGGAAGGUCUAUGCCAUUCUUAUGGUUCAAUUAUUGUUUACAUUUGGUAUCAUUGCAAUAUUUCAUUUUACACCUGCAAUUCGCAACUAUAUACGAUCACCAAGGGGUCAAUGGGCAUAUUGGACUUCUUAUGGUGUAUUUUUUGCAACAUAUAUUGCAUUAGCUUGUUGCAAACGUCUUGGACGUCGAUAUCCACUUAAUCUUAUUUUACUUAGUAUUUUGACACUUUCAAUGAGUUACAUGAUGAGUAUGAUUUCAGCAUAUUUUAAAAUUGAAUCUGUAUUUAUUGCUGUUGGUCUAACAUCUUUUGUUUGUUUUGGUGUAACAAUAUUUUCAUUUCAAACGAAAUUUGACUUUACAUCAUGUGUUGGAGUUUUAUUUGUUAUUUCAUUGGCAUUGGUGGGUUUUGGUUUUGCUUGUAUUUUUACUUAUUCAAGAAUUUUGUAUACAGUUUAUGCUGCUCUUGGAGCUGUAGCUUUUUCGAUUUUUUUGGCUGUUGAUACUCAAUUGAUUUUGGGUGGAAAACGUCAUGAGAUAAGUCCCGAAGAUCAUGUAUUUGCAUCGAUUAUGCUCUAUCUUGAUAUUGUUUAUAUCUUUAUGUAUAUUCUCAUGUUAUUUGGUAAACGUGAAUAA